Messenger RNA from Gymnodraco acuticeps, 2487 nucleotides. RefSeq lists its product as uncharacterized. The transcript is spliced from 14 exons. Gene Ontology annotation, molecular function: guanyl-nucleotide exchange factor activity. The record is from RefSeq and is a predicted model, not a curated record. The coding region runs from base 305 to 2410 and encodes 701 amino acids. Lineage: Eukaryota; Metazoa; Chordata; Actinopteri; Perciformes; Bathydraconidae.
CGCUCAUCACUACAUCCACACGUCUCCACAGAGGAGGAAGCACUGGAUAUUUGGGGUCUUUUGGGGGGAUUUACUGCCUCUUUUCAUAUGUCUGGAGAAGGGAUAUCUAAGAGCUCUAACUGAGGCGAGUCCUGUUGCUUUUAUUCAUUUAACUUCACUCACUUGUUAUCAUGUUUAAAAAUGUUAUAAGAUGCUUUUAAGUAGCAUGAACGUCUCACAACCUGCAGGACAAAUUGAUUUCUGCACAUUUUGAAAGUGAUAUAAGGAGAUCUGUUAUUAGGCAGUUUAAACGUGCGUUUCAAUUAUGCAUUUUUGCAAAAACACAAAUGUGUUGCAUGUUGGAUGUUCAGUUGUUCUGCUGAUCCUGCCUUCUGUCUGUAAGCAGAUCUUGGCUCUGGCAGAUAUUUCCUGCAGCUCUCUGGCAGCCGGACGCUUCCUCAGCAGAGCGGCUGCUGGCAGAGCAACAUCUGAGCAGGUCAUGAAGCCUCAGGAGGCCGAGCUCGUCUCUGAGAUCUCAAAGCUGCAGGGCAUGGUGUCGGAGCUGAAGUCGGGCUUCAGCGGCGCCCUGAUGGAGCUCAGUCAGAUCCAGCAUGGAGACAGCGACCUGAGGGAGGAGCUGCAGGAGAACCGGAGGAGCUGCAGGAAGAAGGCUCUGCGUGUGGAGGCGCUGGUGGAGGCUCUGAGGGAGGAGCUGGGGGUGAUGAGCGGUCAGAUCCUGCAGCUCUACAGACAGAAACCUCUGCAGGAAGACAAGGGCCUCACAGCCAAGAGCGGUGAUGUGUGUGAGCGCAGGACGCAGUGUGUGUGUGCUGCGUCGUGUGUGUCCCGGGGGAAGCUGCUGCUGCACUGCUUCCUGCAGGGACUCAAAGCCGGACUGAGUGAGGGCACCGACGCUCGUCAUCAGGUGGCGAUGCAGCUGCUCCACUCGGAGUGGGAAUACGUGUCGACGUUAAACCAGCUGUACGACAAAUACAGGAAGCCCCCGGACCACCUGAUGACCCUGGAGCCAUAUCAGACGUUUGUGAGUUUUGUGGAGCAGCUGCUGCAGAGACACCUGCUCUUCAGGAACACCCUGCAGGAGAGGCUGUCUGCAGAACACUGGAAGUCUCUGAUCGGAGACAUCGUGGUGCAGCUCAUCGGACAGAACGACACGGCGUUCUCAGAGAUGUACCUCGGAUACACGACCACGCUCGCCUCCUUCCUCUCGCUGGAGUUCAACAGGAUCAGCGUCUCUGAGAAGAAGCAGAACCCGAGGAACGUUCCUCCCUGUGUUCCUCAGAGCGGUCAGGAGGAGAUGAAGCUCCUCUCUCUGCUGCUCGCUCCCGUCUCCAGAAUCCACGCCUACCUGAGCCACAUCCAGAGCCUGCUGCAGUGGACGAGGCCGGAGCACCCUGACUGCAGCCUGCUGCUGGGAGCAGAGCGCGCGCUGAGGAGCGUUCUGACUCGCUGCCAUCAGACCCUGCAGGAGGACGUCCAGUGGGAGGAGGCCGGGGGUCAGAGCAGUGAUGCAGAGUCUGAAGGAUGCUCUGAAGGCUGCAGGAGACAACAGACUGCAGGCAGCAGCUCAGUGCGGAGAGAGGGGGGGUCCGGCCUCACUAACGGCCCCUCGAUGCGGGUGGAGUGCUUGUCCUGCAGCCCUGUGAGGAGGACCUUCACCCCCCACCCUCACCCGCACUGUGGGCACGCCUGCUGCUCCCUCCUCGCCCCCUCCUCCCCCGCAGCGUGGGGGGAGAACAGCGACUCGGGGAAGGGCACCUACAGGCAGGAGCCCCCCCACCCUCACCUGCAGAGCGGGGGGGAGACGGACCCCGACGACACCUCAGGGUUCAGCUUCUCCUCCGUGUCCUCCUGCAGCCCCGAUGGGACCCUGAUGGGGGGCAGGCUGGGGGAGGAAGAGGAAGAGGAGGAGAGCCAGGAGCCAGUGCUGCUGAAGAGGGAGGGGCCCCGGGAGAGAGAGGGAACCAGAGAGAGGGAGGGUCCAAGAGAGAGGGAGGGUCCAAGAGAGAGGGAGGGAACCAGAGAGAGAGAGGGAACCAGAGAGAGAGAGGGUCCCAGAGAGAGAGAGGGAACCAGAGAGAGGGCGAUGUGUCUGAGGUGGCAGAUCCCCAGAUUGACCCCGCACCCCCCCCCCCUGCCUGGUCAGCUCCUAUGGGAGGAGAGUGGUCAGCGUGAAGAGAGGCUCCCCCCCCCCCCCCUCCAUCCCAACAGCGCCUUCAGACCCAUCUGGGACGACCCCAAACAGCAGGUGGACUCGGCUCCGGAGAAAGACGGCCGAGGAUUCAUCCCCAUUCAGACAGCCACGGCAGGGAGAAAAACCUCCAACAACAACCCCCCCCCCAGCCGGGAAAACAUCAGGGGGGGCCUGUGGGAGGACAGCGAGGACAGCGAGGGGCCCUGCAGCACCGUGUGAACAUUUACACAUUUACUUUAUUUCCAAUGUAUUUAUUUCAAGGAGACUUUUGCCCCAAAUGGAAAUGCAUGAAUCAA